Messenger RNA from Symbiodinium natans, 1452 nucleotides. Lineage: Eukaryota; Dinophyceae; Suessiales; Symbiodiniaceae. The record is from the annotation of a GenBank genome assembly.
AUGCAAGGUGAAUGCACGGAAGAGAUGAUCAGCUGGAUCUUCCCAUCUUCCGGAGGAUCCUCAUCAUCCACACCCCUGCGGCCGCUGGCGCUGUGGAAGCGGCAGCGGGUCCUCGCCAUCUCCCUCUGGAGCCUCUCCGAGGGCGAAGGCUUCGACUCCCGAGUCUGGCAUGCCCUUCGGCUCAUGACGGACACCUCUCAGCAGCGUGUGGCUGUUGAGGAUGCUUUCCGGGAAUUCAUCGACGCUCGGGGGCUCGACAAGGUGGAGGUUCCAAUGUGGGCCCUGAUUCAGCUUGGCCGGCGCCCGGACAGGCCGCCAGCUCCUGGUGCCGCCACGGACAUCGCAGCAAAGCUCCACGAGGAGGCCUGUUUGCACAUGGAGGCGGUGCUUGCAGCGGAGGAUCCGAGUGCGGUACCCAUAGAUGCCCUGGCCGCAAUCCACAAGUGCUUACACAAGCCUACGCGGGAGGCUUUUCAGGAAAUCCUGCAAAGCCGCCUGCGUGAUCGAAUCAAGCUGCAGAAGCGCAGUGGCCGAGCAGCAACCCGCGUGCUUCUCUGGGAAUUGCGCCGAGCCUUUUGCGAGAGGCGCACCCCAGACUUGGCCCUGGCGGCCCAUUUGCUGGAGAGUGGCGCCCGGACGCGGCCGCGGGAGGAGGAAGACAUGAACAGCGACGACGACGAGGACCCUGCUGGACACCCUGGCGGCUCUCGAUAUGCCACGGAGUACGACGACGCGCCGAGAAACAGCCUCGACCUCCUGGCUCUCAACAGGUUUGCAGAGCCACAGAAGCUGGAGCUCGCCAUCAAGAAGGCUGUGGAGUUCAAGGCAGACCCGAAGCAGAACUCGUCCUACGAGCGGCCAUUGACGCUGGCUGUCCGCUGCCGCAAUGUGGCCGCUGUGCACGCGCUCCUGAAUGCGGGGGCGCCGGUAGAUCGGCAGGCGCUGGCAGCGUUGCAGACGGUCUCGGACCGGCGGUGCCGCCAAGAUAUGGAGGACCGUUUCCUGUCGGCGGUGACCAGCGGCGGUUCGAACCUCUGCCUGAAGGAUGUUGCCUUUUGGGUCUUGGUCCAGAGUGGCAACAUCAAGGCCGUCCGGAAGCGGCUCAAGUCAGAGUCCUCGGACAACGCGGUGGAUGCGCAUGUCAUGAUGGGCCUGCGCCGAUGCCGCAAGAAAUCUUGCACGCAGGAGCUGCACGAGCUCCUGGUGGAGCAGUGGGGCGGGCCGUCGGUGAGCGCUUGCGAAGUGCAGGCCGCCACCGCCGAGUUAAUGCUGGAGCUACGCGAGGCCCUCAUCGACCAGCGCGGUCCGGAUGAGGAGACAGUCUCGGAGCUCGUCGCCCUUGGCGCCAAUGUCCAUGUCAGGGGCGUAGACUUAGACAUCGAUUUGGAGGACGAGGAGGAAACAGACGAUGCGAUGGAUCAUGACAGCGACAACGAUUCUGACGGAUCAUGA